AUGGAUGUCAAGAGUGCAUUUCAGAAUGGAUAUUUAAAGGAAGAAGUAUUUGUCAAACAACCACCUGGUUUUGAUUGUCAUGAGCACCCUAAACAUGUUUUCAAGCUCGACAAGAAAAGAGGGAGGAACCUGCUGAUUGUGCAAGUUUAUGUUGACGAUAUCAUUUUUGGUGCAACAAAUGAUUCCUUAUGUGAGGAGUUUUCCAAGCUUAUGGGAAGCGAGUUUGAGAUGAGCAUGAUGGGGGAACUGAACUUCUUCCUAGGUCUGCAAGUUAAGCAAACUUCUAAGGGAACGGUGAUAAGUCAGCAGAAAUACAUUAAAGAGCUUCUGAAGAGGUUUGAGAUGGAAAGCUCAAAGACCAUUGAUACUCCUAUUUUCAUUGCCACUUGUAUAGACAUGGACGAACCCGGCUUCCCUAUGAAUGAAACCAUGUAUCGGGGUAUCAUUGGUUCACUCCGGUAUCUCACAGCCAGCAAACCUAACAUUGUGUUCAGUGUGAGAUUAUAUGCUAGAUACCAAUCAAGUGCAAUAGAAUCUCACCUGAAAGUUGCUAAGAGAAUUCUGAGGUAUCUCAAAGGAACACAGGACCUGGUCCUCUAUUAUCCCUCAGGAGACAAUUUCAACUUAAUUGGGUAUGCUGAUGCUGAUUAUGCUGGCUACUUGGUGGAUAGAAAGAGCACAUUUAGGAUGGCACCUUUUCUGGGAUCAUGCUUGAUUUCAUGGAGUACAAAGAAAUAA
Messenger RNA from Nicotiana attenuata, 738 nucleotides. RefSeq lists its product as uncharacterized. Bases 1 to 738 code for a protein of 245 amino acids. The transcript is spliced from 2 exons. The record is from RefSeq and is a predicted model, not a curated record. Lineage: Eukaryota; Viridiplantae; Streptophyta; Magnoliopsida; Solanales; Solanaceae.